Molecule: messenger RNA, 834 nt
Organism: Zootoca vivipara (common lizard)
Lineage: Eukaryota; Metazoa; Chordata; Lepidosauria; Squamata; Lacertidae
Source: RefSeq, a predicted model, not a curated record
AUGAGGGUACACCCAGUGUUCCACAGGUCGUUGCUGUCGCGCUAUAAGGAAAGCACCAGGUUCACCGACAGCAACCAGCCCACAGAGGGAGGGGAGGAACGGGGAGGUCCUCCGGCUUGUGGUCAGGAUUCCCCAAAGGCUUCAGGAGAACAUCCCCAUUUCCCAGGAAACCUCCGGCUCGGCGUGGCACCUCCUGCGGCCCCGGCGAGAACGGAGAAGGACGUCCGGAAAAGCCUUGCCUCCUCCUCCGAGCCCAUUUUGGACCUCUGGACCGAUGCGUCAGCCGUGCUUCCAGCAUCGGCCGUCCCCAUCAGCACUACGUCAACCACCCCGCCAGCUGCCGUAGAGCGCACCCCAACCACCGCCCUUGAAAGAUCCCCCACGCUCCCAGCCGGGGCCACCACCGAGCCGGCCCCGCCAGACCCACUCCAGAGCUCCGAGGAAGCCGCCCAGGAGAGACCUUUCUCUUCCGCCGACUUCUUCCCUGAAGCAGAUCCGGCUUUGCCCCUUCCUCCGGAUCAAGGCCCCCUCCCGGAAACUGGGUGGUCUUGGGGGUCCUUGCCGUGGCCAGAGGCCCCCGAGGAGUGCAGCCCGUCCCGGCCCACCACCUUGGACUUCUCUGAGCCCCUCCAGGAGCUGGAGGAGGCAAAGCAGGUGGGCGUUGAGGAGAACGGGCUGGAGCGUGGCCCACCCCACCUCGGCGAGGAGAGGAAGGCCCUCCAGUCGGAGCUGGGCAAAUGCAUCGAGGACUUUCGGAGAAUCCAUGUGCCCGCCUCGUUCCCCGACAAGAAACGGGCCUGGCAAAGCGAGCUGCUCCGAAAAUACCAGCUCUGA